AUGAGUAAUAAUGAUUGGUUUUUACAAAUUUCCUCUGCUAAGCUUUUACAUUUGAAUUUCACUGCUUCUGAUCAUUGUCAUGUUUUUCUUAUUACUGAUUCUAUUCCUAAACAUUUAUGGAGGCCUUUUAAGUUUUUUAGGACUUGGAUAGGACAAAAUAGCUUUAAGGAUAAACUUGAACAGUCAUGGAAUUUAGAUGUUCUAGGUAGUCCUGCCUACAAGUUGAAACAAAAACAGCACAGUGCUAGACUAUCCUUAUCACAAUGGAAUAGAUUGGAAUUUUGGAACAUACAAAGGAAUAUAUAUAACUUGCAAAAUGCCUUAGAAUCAGCUCAAAAUGAGAAUUAUUCUGAGAGUCAGCAUGCUAGAGUUAAGUCUAUCACUAGUGAUCUUGAAAACUGGUAUAAAAUACAAUCUGAAUUCUACAAAGAAAAAUCUAGAGAUAAAACUGGGCCUGACAAGGAUAACAAUACCAAAUACUUUCAUACUAUGGUGAACAAGAGAAGGCAUACUAAUAAUAUAUCUGUUCUUUGUGAUAAUGAUGGUAAUUGGCUUAGAGACAGGGAGGAUAUUAAUAAUCUUCUUACUAGUCAUUUUAGAACCGUUGCUAGUACUUCAAAUCCUGUUUUGUCUGAGGAAAAUUUUGAUGUUAUCGCCUGUGUUCUUAGUGAUGUUGAUAAUGCUUUAUUCCAUGCUGUGUCUGAUGAUAUUGAAAUUGAGAAUGUUGUUAGGAAUAUGCCUGCUUGGAGUUCACCUGGUCCUGAUGGCUUUCAAGCAGGUUUUUAUCAGACUCAGUGGUCUCUUGUUGGUAAGGAUGUUAUUAAUGUUGUUAAAAGAUUUUUUGAAAGUGGUCAUAUGCCUAGGUGCCUUAAUAAGACAUAUAUAUCUCUUAUUCCUAAGUGUAAAAGCCCUAAAAAUCCUUCUGAAUUUAGGCCUAUUCGUCUCUGCAAUGCUUCUUAUAAAAUAGUGUCUAAAAUUCUUGCUAAUAAAAUUAGGCCUUUGCUUAAGAAGUUAAUUUCUUCUUAUCAGGAUGCCUUUGUUCCAGGUAGAGCUAUUCAUGACAAUAUCAUUAUUGCUCAUGAAUUAAUUCAUACUAUGAAACACAAGGAAUGUAUAAGUGGAACUAUGGAUAUUAAACUUGAUAUUUCUAAAGCCUUUGAUAGGCUUGAAUGUAAUAAUCUCAGUCCUAAUGAUUGUAGUGCUUUAGCUAGUGCCCUUAAUAUGUCUUUGGUAACAGACUUUGAAAAGUAUCUAGGUGCUCCUCUGUUACUUGGUCAUUCUAAGAGGAACUUCUGGUGGGGUCAUAAAACAGGUAAAGGCAUUAAGUUUAUAGGAUGGGAUAAUAUUAACUUGCCUAAAGAUCAGGGGGGACUUGGCUUUAGAUACCUUGAGAAAUUUAACAUUGCCCUUAUUUGUAAGUUGGUUUGGAAAAUUGUUACUGAGCAUGAUGAGUUUUGGGUUAACAUUCUAAGUGCUAAAUAUUUUAAGGACUAUAGCAUUUUACACUUGCAGAAACUUAAUGAAAACUACUCUUGGAUUUGGAGAGGCUUAGAUCACCCUCCUAGACCUUUUGAAGGUCUAGUUAAUACUAUCUCUUAUACUACUAUCUCUGAGUUGUUCAUUGCAGAUGAUGCAAGUAAAAUUAUUGAUAUGAAUAUUCCUCUUAUUGGUUUUGAUGUGCUUAUUUGGUUGCCUGAUAGAAAGGGGCAGUUUUCAGUAAAGAGUGUUUACAAUGUUCUUACUGACAGAACUAAUCUACCUGUAAGUAAUCAACAUGUUCCCAAUCAGGUAUGGAGAUCUCUGUGGAAAGUAGCAUUACCACAUAAAGUGAAACUUUUUGUUUGGAAAUGUAUGAAAGAUAUUAUUCCUACUAAAGAUAAAUUGUCUAGAUACAAACCAGAGAUUGAGGUGCAUUGUAGUCUGUAUAAUUGUCCUGUUGAAACUAGUGAGCAUUUGUUUUUGGAUUGUCCUUAUGCUAGAUCAAUUUGGCUUGCAGAUAAUAUUAAUGUGGGUAUCAAUAUAGCUUUUGGUUCUGGUAUUGAUAGGCAGGAUAUAAACCGCUUGCUUAUGGUUGCAUCUUGGACUAUAUGGAAGGACAGAUGUUCUAAAGAUGUUAAAUGGAUCCCUCCAGACUAUGAAUUUUUGAAAUGCAACAUUGAUGCUUCAUUUAAAAAUGAAACAUUGCAAGGUGGUCUGGGACUAAUAAUCAGGGAUUUUGCAGGUACCAGCAUUGCAGUCCAAGGUAUCCACAUUAAUGAAGGAAUGAGGGUUGGCAUUGAAGUGGAAGAACUGAAGUGUAAAGCUAUGAAGGAAGUUGUUGCACUGGAAAUUAAACUGAAGAUGAAGAAGGUUAUUUUUGAAUCUGAUAGUGAGGUUCUAGUUAAAUCAAUAAAUGGACCUGGUUACUUUGUUCAUUGGUUGAACCAAUCUUUUAUUUUAGACAUUAAGUUUAUGUUAAGUUUUAUUGAGAGUUGGAGAUGCAUUUCAGUUAGAAGGGAUGCAAAUAGUGUGGCUGAUAAAAUUGCAAAGAGAGCUAGAGUUAUGGGAGUCUGUUUUAAUUUUAAAACUGAUCUUCCUCUUGAAAUUCAAGAAUGGAUUGAUCAAGAUAAACCUGUAUUUGAUUAA
This is a messenger RNA of Papaver somniferum (opium poppy), 2625 nucleotides long. RefSeq lists its product as uncharacterized. The transcript is spliced from 7 exons. The record is from RefSeq and is a predicted model, not a curated record. Gene Ontology annotation, molecular function: RNA-DNA hybrid ribonuclease activity; nucleic acid binding. The coding region runs from base 1 to 2625 and encodes 874 amino acids. Lineage: Eukaryota; Viridiplantae; Streptophyta; Magnoliopsida; Ranunculales; Papaveraceae.